UUUUCAUGUUUUGAUAAGAACUGUUGAAAAUUUCAAUGCUUCAACAAUUUUCAUAAGACAUUUGUUGAAACACAUUUACAAGAACUGAAAAUAAAGUGGUUCAAAAAAAUAAUAUUACUCAAGUAAUUAUUGGUAAUUGAUAUAAUGUGUAGGAGUUAGAUUUCUCUGGUAAAUAGUUUGUAUGAUUGCCAUUGUAGAAACCUAUUUUAUGUUCAAUAUUGAAAAGUUGACAAUGAUAUUUUAUUUCUCUAUUUUUUAUACAGAUUAUGCCUCCAAUAGUGACAAAUCUCACAGUUGUGACAGAAUUUAUCCUCAUGGGAUUUUCUACCAAUGAAAAUAUACACAUUUUGCAGUUAGUGCUCUUCUUUUUGAUUUAUUUCUGUGCUCUGAUGGGGAAUGUCCUCAUUAUUGUGGUCACAACUUUGGACCAGAAUCUCCACACCCCCAUGUACUACUUCUUGAAUAAUUUAUCCUUUUGGGAUCUCUGCCUAAUUUCAAUCACUAUUCCCAAAUCCAUUGCCAACUCUUUGUCUCACAAUAACUCCAUCUCAUUCAUUGGCUGUGUUACCCAGGCCUUUCUGGUAGUUUUUUCAGCAACCACAGAACUGCAUCUCCUGACAGCAAUGUGCUUUGACCACUAUGCUGCCAUAUGCCAUCCCCUGCACUAUGAAAUUAUCAUGAACAAAGACGUGUGUGUUCACUUGACAGUAGCAUCUUGGCUGGGUGGGGGUUUGAUUGCUUUGAUGCACACAGUUGGUACCUUCUCCUUAUCCUACUGUGGAUCUAACAUAGUCCAUCAGUUCUUUUGUGACAUCCCCCAAUUAUUGGCUAUAUCUUGCUCAGAAAAUUUAACAAGAGAAAUUGUACCUAUUAUCAUUAGUGUGGUUUUGGACAUCUGUUGUUUUAUUUACAUCAUCAUUUCCUAUGUGAACAUCUUUUCCACUGUCAAGAAGAUUCCAUCAACAGAAGGUCAGUCAAAAGCCUACUGCACUUGCCUUCCACAUCUGGUGGUAGUUAUAUUAUUUCUCUUCACUGGCAUCUUUGCUUAUCUGAAGCCAACUUCAGGGAUUCCUUCUAUUUCUGACCUUUUAAUUUCUAUGUUCUACACUAUGGUGCCCCCAACCGUUAAUCCUAUUAUAUACAGUCUAAGAAAUAAUGUCAUGAAAAUGUCAUUGGGGAGGUUGCUAAAAAUAAUAUUCACCAAAAAUUAA
Molecule: messenger RNA, 1211 nt
Organism: Acinonyx jubatus (cheetah)
Lineage: Eukaryota; Metazoa; Chordata; Mammalia; Carnivora; Felidae
Product: olfactory receptor 14A16-like
Exons: 1
Coding region: 267-1211 (314 amino acids)
Biological process (GO): G protein-coupled receptor signaling pathway
Cellular component (GO): membrane
Molecular function (GO): G protein-coupled receptor activity; odorant binding; olfactory receptor activity
Source: RefSeq, a predicted model, not a curated record